This is a messenger RNA of Mya arenaria, 3503 nucleotides long. RefSeq lists its product as uncharacterized. The record is from RefSeq and is a predicted model, not a curated record. The transcript has 4 exons. Lineage: Eukaryota; Metazoa; Mollusca; Bivalvia; Myida; Myidae. Bases 2470 to 2862 code for a protein of 130 amino acids.
AGUCACAGUUGUUAUCUAUACGUUGUAGGAAGUUUUGAAAAGUUGUGUUUUGAGAGCUCUUUUGAAUGAAUUAAGUGAUGAUUCUUUUCUGAGAGUGGCCGGGAGAGAAUUCCAUAGUUUUGCGGCAGCAACUUUGAAACUCCUAUCACCGUAAGAGACCAGUCGACAUUUUUGUGGCACAAGGGUGGUUGCUGCACUUGCUGAUCUCAGUUUGUUCGUUGUUGAUUUCGGCACGCCAUACAAGAGAGCAUUGCAAUAAUCUAACAGUGAUGUCACAAGCGAGUUUAUGAGAGUCUUGGUGGCAUCAGCGGUCAAAUAUGGCCGAAUGUGACCAAUCUGUCGUAUCUGACCAUAGCAUGUUCGAGUCACCGAAUUAAUAUGCUGGUCCAUGUGCAUGUUCGAAUCAAGCGUAACACCAAGGUUUCGAACAGUUUUUGAUGGUUUUAUGCUCGUAUCGCCAAUUUCCAGUUCUAGAUUUUCAACAAGUUUGGAGGGUUUUUGACUUGAAAAAAUAAUUAAUUCAGUUUUGUCUGCAUUCAAUUUUAACAUGUUUGAAUUCAUCCAUGAUAUGAUUUCUUUUAGGCAUUGUUCAAGUCACGUGAUUGUGACUACCUUUGAUGCUUGGUCAGUUGGUUUAAACGAAAGAUAGAGUUGGGAGUCAUCUGCAUAAAAAUGGUGGUUUAGACGAUGGUUUUUACAGAUAGACCCGACCGGCUUAGUGUACAUCGUGUAGAAUUUUGGGCCCAGUACCGAUCCUUGAGGAACACUGAAUUUCAUAAGGACCGGUUCAGAGAGUUUGCCGUCGAUGCAUACCGUUUGGUAGCGGUCUGUUAGGUAUGAUGCGACCCAUUGACGAGGUUUAUCUGCAAAUCCAAAGUCAGAUUCGAGUCUUUGAAGAAGGGUGUUAUGGUCAAAUGCAGCCGACAGGUCCAGCAUCACGAGUACCGUAACAUCACCUGUGUCUAAUGAUUCAAGAAUGUCGUUUUGAACUUUUACCAAUGCCGUUUCAGUUGAAUGAAAUUUCCUGUAUGCUGACUGGUUUUUUUCAUGUAAUUGGUUGUUUGUCAAAUGUUCCUCAAUUCUUCUGUUUACCACUUUUUCAAGAAUUUUUGAGAGAUAUGGCAAAUUUGAUACUGGUCUGUAAUUCUUGAGUAUGUUUUUGUCAAGACUAGGCUUUUUUAACAAUGGCCUUUUAUUCGUGAUGCUUUAAAUGAUUUAGGCACGAUUGAACUUUGAAGCGAGCUGUUAACAAUUUUCAGCAAAAUUGGUAGAAGUUCGUUUAUACACAAAAUAUGGGAUUUCUUUAAAUUCAGUUGAUGUUAACGUAACGGUAAUGACAAUGCUUUGAAGAAAAAACAGUAGUGAUUUAUUUAUUCUCUAAAUUAAUUUGAAUACAUGAUUUUCAUCAGUGUGACACUUUAGUUGUCUAGCACAUUUUGAUAUAAAUUUUGAUAGUGAAAGCUUAUGUCACAGUUAUGCGCUUAUGUGUAAUACCAAACUUUGGUUGUUGGUGCCGUAACUGAAACUUAUUAUACAGUACGUUUAUAUUUGAGUCAUGUGACAUGCUUACAGAAUUGAUCCGGGUAUGUACACUCAACGGAUGGUAUUACACAGUGGGGCAGAGAUUGUGACACUCCUGGGGGUGGCCGGUACAGCGGAAUUUUCAGUAUCGCAACAAUCAUCCGUUGCCUGGACAAUGGUGGCACAACGUGGGUUUUUUAUUUGUAAACUCACAUUCUACCAGGGAAACUUUACUAAAUAUUUAUCAUUCUUUAAAUGUUUUAGUAUCUUAUUAUUGUAGAGGAUCUAAGAAAAACACUCUUUUCUCCAGAAUUUUGCUUUAUUAGAUGCCUUGUCAUGAAAGAUAAAAUCUAUUUUGGUAUAGUAUGAAUGAAUGAAGUUUCAUUUUCUAAAGAGAGUACCGCUUAAUUUUAGAAAAAAAUUAUCAUUUGUUUAUGGAAAAAAUAUUCUGUAUGUAUUGUUAACUGCACUUCAAAUGAACAAAACGUAUUAACAUGUUUGAUUCCUUUCUGUAUUCUCAAAUACAAACGCUAAAUACAUCCGUUUUCAAUUUGUUUCUACAGCUGGUUAUGUGGCCCGAGCUGACGUCUGCAGUGUUUCAAGGGAAGGGGAUGUAGACAUUGUGCUUCAAAAUGGGUGUCUGAAUGCAGAAUCUGAAUUAUAAUUUUAUGUUUGUUUCCUGAAGUAAAUUAAAAGGUUUUAAAAGUUGUAUGUGUCAAACUGAUGGUUUCCACUAAAUUAUAUGAGUUAGGAUUAACGCAGGUGUUGGGAAUCAUUUCCAGUUUGACUAUAGAUAAUCAGUUCCACUCUAGUAACUGAUUAUAAUUUUAUAUAAAAUUAUAUGAGGAUCCCAAUUUUAUUAAGCAUGUCAAUAUUUUGGUCAGAAAAAUGGAAGUGUGAAAUGUUUGGUUGUCUUAUAAUUACAGCUGUAGUAACGAAGUAGGAAGGAUGAGCGAGUUCCAGUACACAGGGAUGGAGAACGGUGGCCGGAAGUACACCGUGCUGCUGGUUCCCGACGCCUUUGACUCUGGAGCAGAAGAGGUGUCCAUUUUGUGUUCUGUACGCCAGUGCCCGCUAGCUGACGCCGGUGACUGUGAUUUUGAAUGUGGUGGAAAUACAAGACGUCAUCGUCGCAGUGCAUUUGGUGUGGAGUCCUAUGUGGCAAUCCUGAAACUACGCUUCAACAAGUCUCUAGCUGAUUGGACAAUCAUGACCACAGGAAGGAUGCAACCUAAUAUCGAGACCAUAGACUUCCUGUCUGCAGGGUCGCCAGUCUGCCGAGUUUCCAUUAGCACUCAUUGGAUUUUGUCUACCAUUCUCGUUAUGUGUCAAGUCGGUUGAAAAGAAGUGCAAGGAAUUGUGAGAAAAAAAUUUCUUUAAACAAUCCAAAAAAGCCAGUCUGCUGUAGACCCUAGGCCAUGGUUGUAAACAAGAAGCUGUGACGCUGGCCAAUGUAGAUAUGAACCAAGCACCAUCCAUGUGAAUACCGGAACUCUCUAAUGCACAAGAAAUGGAACUUACAGCGGCGUGUUAUCGCCCAAAAAACUAGUGGCAGUGUCUAUUAUGAACAUGUUGAGAAAUCUCUGACAGUGCGGGAAUCCUGAUGAAAUCAGGAUGGAAGUGAUGUGAUCCUGCAUUCUUUUGUUUGAACAUUCAAUGUCUUUUAUAACCUCACUUGUUUUAUCUUUUUUAACGGUGUAGAUAAUGCUUCUGUUCAAUUUACAAACUGAAUCAGUAACUUUCAAAAUAUGUGGCGUUAUUAAUAUUUCAAAAUAUGUAUUGUUAUUUAUUUAAUAAUGGGUUUUAUCAAAUUGGUUAUACAUUUAAUAAAAAUGUCACACAUUUUGAAAUUUAAAUUUAAUCCUCGUGAACAUAUGCAUUGUAAUUUGUUUUAAAUUUAAGAAUCUGAUUUUAAUUCAAACAUUUCUUGAUACCUUAUUCAUGGCUGGUAGUCAUUGGAGCCCUAACAUUUUGUAAUGUUU